Anopheles aquasalis is the source of this 3900-nucleotide messenger RNA. RefSeq lists its product as uncharacterized. Gene Ontology annotation, cellular component: membrane. Gene Ontology annotation, biological process: transmembrane transport. Lineage: Eukaryota; Metazoa; Arthropoda; Insecta; Diptera; Culicidae. Gene Ontology annotation, molecular function: transmembrane transporter activity. The record is from RefSeq and is a predicted model, not a curated record.
UGGAUCAUCGGCCACGAUCUAUGCCUACUUGGGAGAAUUUCACGCCAAACAAAACUCCUCGCGAGUAAUGAUGGGCGCAUCUUUCGUGUAUGGACUCGGCUGCAUACUGCUGCCACUGAUCGCCUGGCUCGUCAUCAACCAAGAAUGGGAGUAUACGAUUCCGCUGCUGAAUAUCGUGUAUAAACCGUGGCGCCUGUUUCUUGUCGUCUGCGGGCUGCCCAGCCUAGUCUGUGCCCUGGCUCUGCUCUACUUCCCCGAGAGUCCAAAAUUUCUCUUCUCGCACGGCCAUGAACAAGAGACGAUCGCCAUUAUCCACCACAUGCACCGUUGGAAUACCAGGGGAAAGACUUCGAAACUGAUGCUCAGCUCGCUGCUACAGGAGCCGGAAGCUGAGCAGACGAAACAACGGCGUGAAGGGGCCGCUAAUACUAAGAGUGAGUUUAAGCUGCUGAAACAAAUGUGGCAUCAGACUUCGCCAUUGUUCAUGGCAUCCUACCUGAAGCGCACGGUGAUAAUUUGCGUGUUGCAAUUCGGCAUUUAUCUGACCUCGAACGGAAUGUACAUGUUCUUCCCGGAUAUACUGAACCGGAUUGCUGAGCAGGAGAAUGCAGGCGUAGAACGAAUAACCGUCUGCCAGGCAGUUUAUGCAACGCGUGUGGACAUCAGUCAAGUGGCACAGCAGGUGAACUCCACGGCGGUACAGGAUGAUGGUACAACUGUCUGCCAUCAAAAGCUCGACAUCUCCGCCUAUGAGCAUUCGUUUGUGCUGGAAACGAUUUAUGCAGUCGGUUUCGUUGUUAUUGGCCUUAUUGUGAAUGCUGUCGGAAGGCUGCCUAUUCUGGUGUUUGUGUUUGGCGUAUGCGGAAUUAGUGGCAUUCUGAUCGUCUACAUCGAUUUGCCCCUCUUGGCCAUCUGGUUCUAUCUGAUACUGCUGAACUGUGGGCUCUUAAUCAGUGUCGUCAGCGCUUGUACGGUCGAUUUGUUUCCAACGAAAUUGCGCGCCAUGGCGGUUUGCAUUUCUCUCAUGUUUGGAAGACUCGGUAGCCUUGUUGGAGCUAACAUUGUGGGCAUUCUGUUGGAUUCCUACUGUGAGCUUACGUUCUGGAUUUCCGGGGUAUCGCUUAUCGCCUGCGUCGUCCUGUCGUUCUUCAUACCGAACAUCUACAACCGGAAUGUGUCGGAAGGAAGGAGCAGCGUAUCUUUUACGACCAGCUUCUGGGUCAUCACAGUUAUGCGAUUCUUGACGGGAUUUUUCAUUUCUGGAUCAUCGGCCACGAUCUAUGCCUACUUAGGAGAAUUUCACGCCAAACGAAACUCCUCGCGUUCUAUAAUGGGCGCUUCUUUCGUGUUUGGAGUCGGCUGCAUACUGCUGCCACUUAUCGCCUGGCUCGUCAUCAACCAAGAAUGGGAGUAUACGAUUCCGCUGCUGAAUAUCGUGUAUAAACCGUGGCGCCUGUUUCUUGUCGUCUGCGGGCUGCCCAGCCUAGUCUGUGCCCUGGCUCUGCUCUACUUCCCCGAGAGUCCAAAAUUUCUCUUCUCGCACGGCCAUGAACAAGAGACGAUCGCCAUUAUCCACCACAUGCACCGCUGGAAUACCAGAGGAAAAGCUUCGAAACUGAUGCUCAACUCGCUGCUACAGGAAACGGAAGCGGAGCAGACGAAACAACGGCGUGAAGAGACCGCUAAUACUAAGAGCGCGUUUAAGCUGCUGAAACAGAUGUGGCAUCAGACGGCGCCAUUGUUCAUGGGAUCCUACCUGAAGCGCACGGUGAUCAUUUGCGUGUUGCAGUUCGGUAUUUAUCUGACCUCGAACGGAAUGUACAUGUUCUUCCCGGAUAUACUGAACCGGAUUGCUGAGCAGGAGGAUGCAGGCGUAGAACGAAUAACCUUGUGCCAGGCAGUUUAUGCAACGCGUGUGGACAUCAGUCAAGUGGCACAGCAGGUGAACUCCACGGCGGUACAGGAUGCUGGUACAGCUGUCUGCCAUCAAAAGCUCGACAUCUCCGCCUAUGAGCAUUCGUUUGUGCUGGAAACGAUUUACGCAGUCGGUUUCGCCGUUAUUGGCCUUAUCGUGAAUGCUGUCGGAAGGCUGCCUAUUCUGGUGUUUGUGUUUGGCGUAUGCGGACUUAGUGGCAUUCUGAUCGUAUACAUCGACUUGCCUCUCUUGGCCAUCUGGUUCUACCUGAUACUGCUGACCUGCGGGUUCUGUAUCAGUGUAGUCAACGCUUAUAAGUCCGCUCCGAUCGUUCCAGAACUAAAAGAACCCACACACCAGCAUCCUGUGAAACUUGACGAAGCUCUCUUAAUGACCAGAUUUGGCCUCUACAAUGUGUGUCUGAUCGCGAUUUCCGGAACUAUUCUGACAGGAGUGCUGCUAGAAUUGUUAGGAAUAAGCUAUGUGCUACCAGUAGCAGAGUGCGAUUUGCUGUUGACGACCAAGGAAAAAGGGGUAUUGAGUGCAAUAUCGUUUGCUGGCAUCAUCUGCAGUUCCCAUCUUUGGGGCUUUCUCGCAGACACCCAAGGCCGGCGAACCGUCAUAGUUCCAACACUUUUCCUGGCCUUUACCUGUACCGUGCUCUCCAGUUUUACGACCAGCUUCUGGAUCAUCACGGUUAUGCGAUUCUUGACGGGAUUUUUCAUUUCUGGAUCAUCGGGCACGAUCUAUGCCUACUUAGGAGAAUUUCACGCCAAACAAAACUCCUCGCGGUCGAUAAUGGGCGCAUCUUUCGUGUAUGGACUCGGCUGCAUACUGCUGCCACUGAUCGCCUGGCUCGUCAUCAACCAAGAAUGGGAGUAUACGAUUCCGCUGCUGAAUAUCGUGUAUAAACCGUGGCGCCUGUUUCUUGUCGUCUGCGGGCUGCCCAGCCUAGUCUGUGCCCUGGCUCUGCUCUACUUCCCCGAGAGUCCAAAAUUUCUCUUCUCGCACGGCCAUGAGCAAGAGACGAUCGCCAUUAUCCACCACAUGCACCGCUGGAAUACCAGGGGAAAGGCUUCGAAACUGAUGCUCAGCUCGCUGCUACAGGAGACGGAAGCUGAGCAGACGAAGCAACGGCGUGAAGAGACCGCUAAUACUAAGAGCGCGUUUAAGCUGCUGAAACAGAUGUGGCAUCAGACGGCGCCAUUGUUCAUGGGAUCCUACCUGAAGCGCACGGUGAUCAUUUGCGUGUUGCAAUUCGGUAUUUAUCUGACCUCGAACGGAAUGUACAUGUUCUUCCCGGAUAUACUGAACCGGAUUGCUGAGCAGGAGAAUGCAGGCGUAGAACGAAUAACCUUGUGCCAGGCAGUUUAUGCAACGCGUGUGGACAUCAGUCAAGUGGCACAGCAGGUGAACUCCACGGCGGUACAGGAUGCUGGUACAGCUGCCUGCAAUCAAAAGCUCGACAUCUCCGCCUAUGAGCACUCGUUUGUGCUGAAAACGUUUUACGCAGUCGGUUUCGCCGUUGUUGGCCUUAUCGUGAAUGCUGUCGGAAGGCUGCCUAUUCUCCUGUUUGUGUUUGGCGUAUGCGGAAUUAGUGGCAUUCUGAUCGUAUACAUCGACAUGCCCCUCUUGGCCAUCUGGUUCUAUGUGAUACUGCUGACCUGCGGCCUCUGUAUCAGUAUUGUCAACGCUUGUACGGUCGAUUUGUUUCCAACGAAUUUGCGCGCCAUGGCAGUUUGCCUUUCUCUCAUGUUUGCAAGACUCGGUAGCGUUGUUGGAGCUAACAUUGUGGGCGUUCUGUUGGAUUCCUACUGUGAGUUUACGUUCUGGAUUUCCGGAGUAUCGCUUAUCGCCUGCGCCGUCCUGUCGUUCUUCAUACCGAACAUCUACAACCGGAAUGUGUCGGAAGGAAGGAUCAGCGUAUCGUCUCGAUGACAACACCGGCAGUCUGAUACACUUAUACGGAAAACUCUAGAGACUGA